UUCAGGAUUCCAGCAGAUUUUCGAACUUUAAUAUCGUAUGAGUAUGAUAUCAGAAGUGGUGACACAAAAUCCACGGAUCCUUUGUAAAUGACCACGUCCAAAACUUCUUCGUGUGUCGAACUAUUUUCUCAAUUGAACGUGCACCUUUAGGUAAUCGGUGUCCCAACUAUUCCGAACAUACGUUUGUAUUGUAUUUGCAAAUAGAGUGUUUGGUUUAUGUGAAAAGAAUUUAAUGCAUUUAAUGUGUCUAAUACGUAUGAUAUAGUUAUAAUGAAUUUCCUGAUACCAGUACAUUUAUUUGCGUUUAGUUUAGCGGUAAAUAUUGCAAUAGCCGAAUUUUCAGCCGAUGAUUGUAGCAGCUUGGGUUUUAACAAAGCCAAUUUACUUUGUUCCACAUGCGAGGAAUUUAGUAAAUAUGCUUUGUCAGAAAUAAAGGAUAGCUGUAAAGGAUGCUGUUUGAAAGACGAUGAUUACGAUACAUCUGGUUCGAAACGUUAUCCGCGCGCCGUUCUUGAAGUUUGCACAUGUAAAUUUGGAGCAUAUCCGCAGAUCCAAGCUUUCAUAAAGAGCGAUAGGCCAAGUAAAUACAAAAACUUACAAAUAAAGUAUGUUAGAUAUUUAGAUCCGAUAAUUAAGUUAUACGAUGCAGACAAUAAAGUUGAAGACAUUUUGGACAUACAUAAAUGGGAUACAGAUUCUGUAGACGAGUUCUUAGCAACUCGUCUUUCUAUGGAUUAAUAUUACUUUGUAAUAAUUAAAUACACUUGUAUUUCAAUGUGUUAUGUAUUUUCAAUAUAAAUAACAUUUCUAGGAAUUUUCUAACCUCGUCGAAUCAAUAAUCUAAUCGUAAA
Colletes gigas is the source of this 851-nucleotide messenger RNA. Its product is annotated as selenoprotein F. Lineage: Eukaryota; Metazoa; Arthropoda; Insecta; Hymenoptera; Colletidae. Gene Ontology annotation, molecular function: oxidoreductase activity. The transcript has 4 exons. The coding region runs from base 271 to 738 and encodes 155 amino acids. Gene Ontology annotation, cellular component: endoplasmic reticulum lumen. The record is from RefSeq and is a predicted model, not a curated record.